UUAGCAACCGCUUGACAUCCGUGACCGGAAGUGAUCGGCGAGGGUCAGAGGUCGCCGGCGGCGGCGGGCGAAGAUGGCGGUGGUGACGCUCCCCCGCGGCGGCGGCGCCGCUCCUGCCGCGGCGGCGCCCGGGCUCAGGCAUGGUGGCCGUGCUGUAGGAGGGCUGCGAGCUGCGGCGAUGCCAGCGGAGGAGGCGCGGCAGGAGAGAGCUUGAACGCGUCGGGGGAUACGCGCUGUGUGUGUGAAACGUCUUGGCAGACCAUCACCCCCUUGUACAACAGCACUAUGUCCCUGAAGCAGCUAUAGAAAACACUUACACGAAAGAGCCAUGGUGUCAUGGAAAGGGAUAUACUUUCUACUUGCACUAUUCUUGGGAAGCUUUUUUGGAAGUAUUUUCAUGCUCAGUCCGUUUCUACCUUUGAUGCUUAUCUCACCGGCCUGGUAUCGCUGGAUCACUGAUUGCGUUGUGGCCACUUGGCUCACACUCCCAGUGGCGUUGCUGGAGAUGGUGUUUGGUGCCAAGGUGGUUGUCACUGGUGAUGGAUUUGUUCCUGGAGAAAGGAGUGUCAUUAUCAUGAACCAUCGCACACGAAUGGACUGGAUGUUCCUGUGGAACUGCCUGCUGCGAUACAGCUACCUCAGACUUGAAAAAAUCUGUCUCAAAUCCAGUCUCAAAAGCAUUCCAGGAUUCGGCUGGGCGAUGCAGGUUGCUGCGUUUGUUUUCAUUCAGAGAAAGUGGGAAGAUGACAAGAGUCAUUUUGAAAAAAUGCUGGAUUAUUUCUGUGACAUUCGUGAACGCCUACAGCUCCUCAUCUUUCCUGAAGGAACUGAUCUCACAGCCAAUACCAAAGCCCGCAGUAAUGAAUUUGCUGAAAGGAAUGGACUUCGAAAAUACGAGUAUGUCUUGCAUCCGCGAACUACUGGAUUCACUUUUGUGGUGGAACGUCUGAGGCAAGGUAAUAAUCUCGAUGCUAUCCAUGACAUAACUGUGGCAUACCCCCAAAACAUUCCUCAAACAGAGAAGCACCUUUUGAAUGGAAACUUCCCGAAGGAGAUUCACUUUCACGUCCAGAGAUACCCAAUAGAGACGGUGCCCACUUCUAAGGAGGAGCUGCAGCUUUGGUGCCAGAAGCGCUGGGAAGAGAAAGAGGAGAGACUCCGGCAAUUCUACGAAGGAGCAAAGUGCUUCGAUGCAACAGGGCAAAGCAUUAUUCCACCAUGCAAAUCCGAGCUCAGGGUCCUAGUGGUUAAGUGCAUCUCGCUCCUGUACUGGACAGUGUUCCCACUGAGUGUGUUUGUGCUGCUGUACCUUUACAGCUUUGUACGAUGGUAUUUUGCAGCCAUGAUUGUCUUUUUUGUCGUGCAGCAAAAAAUAUUUGGUGGGCUGGAACUAAUUGAACUUGCUUGUCAUCAAUAUUUUAAAAAGCAACAGCAAAUACACAACACAAAAAUAAAAAACACUUAGUUCUUGGGUAAAGAAGGGGUAAAAAUUGAUGUUUUUGAGAGGUACUGCAGACUUUGUAAAUGGGGAAGAAUUUUUGCAUGAGAAUUGUCUUUUCUUACUAUCGCCAUUAUUUGUUAGACACUUGCACUUAAUUCUGUGAAAGGAAAGAAAAGCGUUAAGUUACUGCUACACAUGAAAAUGAUAGUUUUUAUCUCUGAAUGUAAUUUCAACAUUGCUUUUGCAAGCAGCUAGUAACUGCAUUCUGCUGUAAUUAUGAAACAAAUUGCUGGAUUAUUGAACAAUCGUAAGGAUGUUAAUAAACGUGAUAUGCACUGAACUUUACUGUAAAAAUCCAAACUGUCCAGCUACGAGAGACAGAUGUACGAUUUCUGUAUAAUCACAUUGUCAUAAAGUGAGCACCAGACUUGAAAAGCUAGGAAGUUUAGUAAUGGUUUGAUGGUAGUUGUUCCAUUUCUUUUUUGCUGUUUCAAAUGUUCAAGCUUAAUUUAAAAUACUUUCCCAUAAGCUUUCCCAAACACUACUGAACUUACUGUUAUUCAAGCUGUUCUGACUCAGUAAAUCAGAAAUUAGAAGGAUUUCUAAGCCUUGCUGUCUUGUGUUGUAGUACAGAAAACUGUGCUGGCUCUGCCUCCAUUUAAGUCUUAGCUGAGUAUUUACUACACCUAUGUAGCUGGGUUGGUUUUUCACUGUUUUACACUGUCCUGAUCUUCCUGUUAGCUUUGGAAGACUUGUUCCUACAGUAGUAUUUAGAGUAGGGUGAGGAGGAGGGCUUUCUUUUUGUUUUUAGUGUGUUUUUUUUUUUCUGGUAGAAGCAAAAAUAGAUGUCUAAAUGUCUUUGAAUAGCUGGCAAAUGUAUUCUUAAAAGGUCUCCUUGUAGACAUUAUUUGUGUGAAAACUUUUUUUUUUAUUUGUCAGAGAAGGCAAAAUACCUUUUUUUUUUUUUGAAGCAUUUAUUUUCGCUUUCACAAUGCUUCCUUAGACAUUUCAGGUGUCCAUUACAUAAGUACAAAGACUGCUUUUUCUGUGUGUCGACCAGACCCGUUGAAAUGCGUCGGAUGCAAUGAUUGUCUCCUUACAGGUAUGAGAAGAAAUGUGUUUCAGACUAUCACAGCACAGGCAAAUUGAGUUACAUCUUCCCUUGGCAAUAUUCUCCUUGACUGACUGAUUGCAUCCUUCCUUUUCCCCACCUCUUUGCAAUUUGUUUCCUUUUUUGGACUCCUACUAAAACAUUUUCCUUUCUUUUCAUGACAGCCAGAAAGUCUGAGGGUUUAAACUCUGACAAGACACUUUGCAAGCAUAUUCCCUAUCAUGCAUAAUAGAAGUAACGUUCGUGGUCACAUAGUAAGUGGGAUAAACAUUACCAGCACUUAGGAGAUGCUUCAAUUUAGAUUUGUUGUUCAACCUCAGACAAUGUUAGACUGCUUGGUCAACUGUAUUGCUGCAGAGCUUCCCUCACUUACUAAAUAUUUGUUUGUUGCAUGAGGCUUGUUUGAACUCGAUCGAGGUGGCUUAACUCAGGAUGUUGAGUUGUAUUGCCGUGCAGUGUGAACACGCAGAGUAUAGACUGUAUCCUACACUAUGCUGAAUCUCUCAAGUAUCGUUUCAGCAUUGCAGACACAUCUGUUUUCUUCUAAAUUACAAAACUGAGCAUGUUGUCUAAUGUGUUUGGAUUAAAGGCCAUUUUUGGAAGGAAUCACCAGCCUAUUAUUUAACUGUCCCUUGCAAGGUGACAGCUAUUUUUUAAUCUAUGCUUAUAAUAUGUAAUUGUUUAUUAUGCAGAAAGUACUUGAAGCCAUCUGUUUUACUCUAAUUUUUUUAAUCCCCUUUUUUCUUAAAGAUAAAUAAAAGUAGCUUUAUAUUUAGGAUUGUAUUUCUUAAUGAUGUUUUUCAUAUUUGUAUUUGAGUCCCUAAAGACUGACAACUGGUGUUUUGUUUUCGUGAGUGGAGGAGGUUCUUUCUGCACUAGGAUGACAUUUUUAAACCUAGUUCAGUGAUAUUAAAGGCAUGGUUGCAGCUUAAAUGUACAUAGCAUGGUUUUUCUUAGCAUAACACUCUGCUUUGAUUCAGUUCCCUGCACAUCCAGGUAACUGUCAUAGCAAGGGAAGAAUUUAAAGAAGGUGAUCUGAGAGGCUUCUAAUCUGUCCCAGGCCAUGGUUGUGCUUUCAUACCAGUAGUAACCGUGGCCACCCUACUCUUGUAGCCUUAAAACAGUCUUGAGAAGUGACUGCAGAGGACAGAUUAUACAUUGGUUACAUAAAUACCAGCUAUACUUUUUUCAGUCCUUAAAAGAACUUUGUGAUAUCAAAAAAAUUUAUCAGGAACAUCAGUGUGAGUCUUGGUCAUGAAGUUAUGAAAGACUUUUAAUACAUUUUAAGUCUGUGUUUGAUUAGAGUUGGCUCUUAAAAUGAAAUAAAAUACAGCCAAUAACUGACCCUUACAAGGGGUUUUCUAUCCAGCUGGAGCCAAACAUGUAACAUACUGUAACGUGGUAAACAUUCUGCAAAUUUGUAAUUCUUCCUCUUCUCUCUUAUAUUUAGACAGAACAGAAAUAAUAAUAUUGUCAGCUGUAAAUGUCACAUUUGCACUGUCUGACUCCGUAACGCAGGGUAGCACAUGUUAAAUGAAGAAACCUCCUCUCACAAGGAACGUGUUGACUUUGAGACAGAUGUAAUUUUUCAGAUUAUGUGCAUCAUUAUGCAGCUCGAUUAGAAAUGCAAAACAAGAAAAAUCAGAAUUAAAAAGAAAAAACUGUGAAUAUGGAAGCUGCUUUGUUUAAAAAGUGAUUAAGGAACUACAGCAAAAUCUUUCUCUGAUUUUUUUUCCCCCCUCUUUGGUCAAAGUCUAGCUUUUUAUUCAAAAGGUUCUAAUAUACAGAUUUUUGGUAGACUGUUUUGUUCUUAUUCACUGUUUCCUUAUUCGAACUACACUAAGACUAAGUCAGGUAAAUCACUUCAAAAUGUUUUCAGCGCUGUUAAAUGAAAGGUGCUUGUACUCCAGGAAUCAAACACACUGAUCCUUCCUGGAGCACAUGUUGGCACCAAGACAUGUCUCACUUUAUUAGCAUGUCUUCUCAAAGCUCAUGUUCUCUUGUAGUCCCAGUAGCCGUGAUGUUCAGCAGUGAUACUUGUUCUACUGGACCUCCAUCUCUAUUAGGUUUGCUUAUGUUAUUGGAGAUAAAUGAUAUGUUUUUCUUGCCUUUAAGGAUACUGUUCAUUUGCUCAAUCAAAUGUUUCCUUAUCAGAAUCAUGGGUUUCUUUGCUCAGAACAGAAGGUUGAAAUCCCAUCGUCUGUGUCUGUCAUAACAGACCAUCGGUUUGGAUGACAGAACAUCAGACCAAGACAUUUCUCUCUUGUGUUCAAAACUGCAGGGCCCCAGUCUGGUCUAUAAGGUGUUGUGCUGAUCAUACUAAAUGUAGUUCCUAGUUCUGUGCAUUACAUCAAUCUCAGUUGUUUAAACAAGAUCCCUGUUUUUAUAACUUGAUUUUAUAUGUACGUUGUAUGAAAAGAAACACCAGGAUACAACAAAUCUACAAAAUAGCCUUAGUUUUCAAAGUUCACUGAUUAUAUUAGAAUGUUUUAACCAUGUAUCAGUUACUCUACAGCAACAAUAAAGACCUGAAUCAUUA
Dromaius novaehollandiae (emu) is the source of this 5091-nucleotide messenger RNA. It is a transcript of the gene LCLAT1, whose product is annotated as lysocardiolipin acyltransferase 1. The transcript has 8 exons. Gene Ontology annotation, molecular function: acyltransferase activity. Lineage: Eukaryota; Metazoa; Chordata; Aves; Casuariiformes; Dromaiidae. The record is from RefSeq and is a predicted model, not a curated record. Gene Ontology annotation, cellular component: endoplasmic reticulum; endomembrane system. Gene Ontology annotation, biological process: phosphatidylinositol acyl-chain remodeling. Bases 329 to 1465 code for a protein of 378 amino acids.